AUGGCAACCCAACGGCUCACACUCGACAACAUCCGGCCAGAGGUGCGAGAUGCGCAGUAUGCGGUGCGCGGCGAGCUGGCGAUGAAGGCGGAGGAGUUUCGCGAGCGGCUGGAAAAGGGGGAUAAGAGCUUGCCCUUCGACAAUAUCAUCUUCGCCAACAUCGGCAACCCGCAGCAGCUCGGCCAGAAGCCGAUUACCUUCUUCCGCCAAGUGCUCAGCAUUCUGGAGUAUCCGCAAUUGCUGGAGAAUGAAGAGGCGCUCAAGGCUUCGUUUGGAUACAAGCAGGAUGUCAUUGAUCGUGCAAGGACCCUGCUCAAGGGCGUGCAGACAAUUGGCGCGUAUAGUCACAGUCAGGGUGCGCCGGCGCUGCGAGAGAGUGUUGCUAAGUUCAUUGAAAGGCGUGAUGGAUUCCCGGCUGAUGCGAAGAAUAUUUUCCUGACCGGUGGUGCUUCGUCUGGUGUGAAUACCAUGUUGAAUGUUAUUUGCGAGAACAAGUCAACCGGUGUCCUGGUUCCUAUUCCCCAGUACCCUCUCUACACUGCCACAUUGGCACUGAUGAACGCCCAUUGCGUUCCUUACUAUCUGGAAGAAGGCAAGGCGUGGGGAACCAACGUCAAUACCAUCCGAGAGUCGGUGGCUACUGCAAAGCGACAGGGGAUUGACGUUCGAGCCAUCGUGGUUAUCAACCCUGGUAACCCAACCGGCGCAAGCCUGAGCCCGGAUGAUGUCAAGAACGUGCUUGAUCUGGCCGUAGAAGAGAGACUAGUUGUCAUUGCCGAUGAAGUCUAUCAAACCAACGUCUUCAUUGGCGAAUUCACAUCUUUCAAAAAGCGGUUGCGUCAGCUACAGAAAGAAACUCCCGGCAAGUACGAUAACAUUGAGCUGGUUUCAUUGCAUAGUGUCUCCAAGGGCAUGGUCGGCGAGUGCGGUCACCGUGGCGGUUACUUUGAACUAGUCAACUUCCAUCCGGACGUUCAAGCUCAGAUCUACAAGUUUAUCAGUAUCAUGCUGUGCCCGUCGGUCAUUGGGCAAUGCUUGGUCGAAUUGAUGGUUAACCCUCCUAAGAAAGGCGAGCCUAGCUAUGAGCUAUAUGAUGAGGAAUACAAUGGCAUUAAGAACGGCUUAAAACAACGUGCGACUGCCCUGUACGACGCGUUCAGGAAGAUGGAAGGCGUCGAAUGCCAGGAUCCACAGGGUGCCAUGUACCUCUUCCCAACCAUCACGCUGCCCCCAAAAGCGCUCCUCGCGGCGGAAAGUGCGGGUAAAAAACCCGACGAAUUCUACUCGCUCGCUCUCCUCGAUGCCACCGGUAUCUGCGUUGUCCCCGGCUCUGGAUUCGGUCAGAAAGAAGGCACACUUCAUUUCCGCACGACGUUCCUUGCGCCAGGUACUGAAUGGGUACAGCGGAUUACCAAGUUCCAUGCAGAAUUCAUGAACAAGUACCGCUAG
Messenger RNA from Talaromyces proteolyticus, 1449 nucleotides. RefSeq names its product putative alanine aminotransferase. The record is from RefSeq and is a predicted model, not a curated record. Gene Ontology annotation, biological process: biosynthetic process. The transcript is spliced from 2 exons. Gene Ontology annotation, molecular function: L-alanine:2-oxoglutarate transaminase activity; pyridoxal phosphate binding. Bases 1 to 1449 code for a protein of 482 amino acids. Lineage: Eukaryota; Fungi; Ascomycota; Eurotiomycetes; Eurotiales; Trichocomaceae.